AGCAGUAUAUUUUUAGACGACGGCUUCUUCAUGACGCGUUCAAAGUUUCUGUAUGGAGCAACCAUAUUUGUUUCGUUUUCCCACACAAGGAGCAGCACAAAUUACUCAGUGUGAGUAUUUAUGUGUGGGAGAAGCUGAGUUUCAGCUUACUAACAGACUAUCCAGCCAGAAAUAAGAACCGUCUUAUAUGGCAUUCAGCGUAGCAGAGGCACGGUGAUUUUACAUACUUAACUUGUGUUCAGUGUAUUGGCUACACAGUCCUCUCUUGCCACUGUGCUGCUUGGUACCAGUCCAGAUCUCCCCUAGGUUUGGCAGCAGUAAUAAAUAGUCUCGUCCGGGAUUUAGAGUCUCCUGUUAUGAGAGGUUGGCACUGAGACAACAGGAGACGUUUGAUAAAACUUCAGGAAAGGCUGCUUUGAAUAUAUCAUCCGGUGACCCAAAGCAAUCUGUGAGACGUCAACAUGGCCAGCAGCACUCCACGGCAAGCACUGAUAUCCAAACUCAAGAAAAAGCUUAUUUCACUGAGUAGAGAUCACCUACAGAUGAUUGCGUCUUUGAUUGACGAUGGUCCCGCUCACAAUGUUGAUGUUUUAAGUGCACGAGAACUGACCAUCCUAAUUAUUGACUUCAUCAGUAGUGAAAAACUGAGCUCAUUGGAGGAUGAAGGCAUGACCCAGCUGCAUCUCUUGGAUGACCUGAUUAGUGAUCUGCUCGCCUCUAAUGUCGGUGCAGCUGGAGAUGACCCAUCCACACCUGUAAGAACACAAGAUGGAUCAGCCAGUCAGUCUGGAUGUCCUAAUCCCAUCUAUUCAGACCGGGAAUCAGCUCCUCCUGUUACAGACAUUCCCCUUCAGCCAACACAUACAACCAGCAACGUCAAUACUCAAUCACCUGCACAGCUGAACAGUGACACUCACACCCCCAUGUCCCAAACGGACAGGGAUUGUUCUCCAGCAAGAGUCUCCACUGCUGCAACACCAGCAGAAUCACCUACAGAAAGAGAAAAUGAUCCUCUGAAGCAACAAGACCCACCAGCUCAGGACUCUGCUGAUAAAAAGUCACCAUCAGGAAGCGGCAAUGGAAACUUCUUCUCAAAGCCAGCAGGAAUAUUUCUCAUAGCAGGAUCUGCAGUCUUGGGGGGAAUCGGUGCAGUGGCGCUGGCUCCUGUUGUUCUGGGGGCCGUUGGUUUCACCUCAGCUGGGAUAGCAGCGGGCUCCUUCGCUGCAAGCAUGAUGUCUGCUGCUGCCAUCGCCAACGGCGGAGGGGUGGCAGCAGGAAGCCUGGUGGCGAUUCUACAAUCUGCAGGAGCUGUUGGUCUCUCUGCGGCCGCCUCUACAGCUGUGGCUGGUGUUGGAGCUGGUGUUGGAGCUGGUAUUGGGGCCACUGCAGGGCUGCUGGCAGGCAACACCAACAAGCAAGAGGAGGUGAACGAGGAAGGCAAAGAGAAGAAGGAUAAGGAAGAAAACGAUGAUGGGGAGAUUAAGGAUAAGGAAGAGAAGAAUGACAGGGAGGAGGAGGAAGAGGAGAAGGAGAAGGAAGGCGAGUCAGACGGACAGUACAAGAAGAAAAAAUAGAAGUAGAAGAAAGAAGGAAAAGUUUUGUUCCUAUUCUUGUCCCCACAUGAAUAGGUUGGGUUUUUUUCACUUACUAAUCUGCAUCAAGUUGUCUCAGUAUUGACAGUCUGUCCUUACUUUUACCAUUUACUGGUUAUGUAAUUCAAGAGACCUCACACUACACAACUUCUAAUAUUGUUGAAACACAACUGUUUCAUUUAGCUAUAAAAUUAUUAAUACAUUAUAUAAAUAACUACAGUUUUGCAUUAACGUGUGUUCUUGCCUUCAUGUUGGACUUUGUUUCAACAAGAAAUGAGACAAAAUGCCAAAAUCUAAAGCAAUCAUCCUCUUUUGUUGCUUUUAAACUAUUUGCAUAAUAAACUUGUGA
Molecule: messenger RNA, 1941 nt
Organism: Gambusia affinis (western mosquitofish)
Lineage: Eukaryota; Metazoa; Chordata; Actinopteri; Cyprinodontiformes; Poeciliidae
Exons: 7
Coding region: 462-1574 (370 amino acids)
Biological process (GO): apoptotic signaling pathway
Cellular component (GO): membrane; mitochondrion
Source: RefSeq, a predicted model, not a curated record